CCUAAACGCGUCUUUUGGUGAGAACGAGAUGUACUGGAUGUAUUUUCUCCGGAGAUUGUAGAGUAAAGGGAAGCGCGGCUCGCUGGAGAAGCCAUGUGGAGAGCGGCCACGUCCCUCGGUGGGAGCAGCGGAGGCAAAAAGCCACACUAAUAGUACAUCAUUAUUUGCCCUUUCUUUGAAAAAAAAAAAAAAAAAAAGAUCCGUCAAUGAGGAAACAAAGAGAGGAGAGAUGGUAGAGAAUGGCCACACCUGACCUUCUUGACCCGAAGUCUGCCGCCCAUAACUGCAAGCCUCGCCUGUCCUUCUCGAUCCAACCGAUAGUGCUGAACACCCCAGAGGACGAGUGCGAAACCCGAACUACUGUCAUGAGGUGGAAAACGGUGUCAGCCAUCUUCUUCUUGGUGGUGCUUUACCUCAUUAUUGGAGCAACGGUGUUCAGAGCCCUGGAGCAGCCUCACGAGAGCUCCCAGAAGCUGGCCAUUCUUGCAGAAAAACUUGACUUCCUGGCCAUGCACGCAUGCGUAAACUCCACCGAGCUGGAGGAUUUAGUCAAGCAAGUGGUUUCAGCAGUCCGGGCAGGUGUGAACCCCUCAGGAAAUGCCUUUAAUCAGACGAGCCUCUGGGACAUCAGUUCUUCCUUUUUCUUUGCUGGGACUGUCAUCACCACUAUCGGAUUUGGAAACAUCUCUCCUCACACAGAAGGUGGGCGGAUCUUCUGUAUUAUUUACGCUCUGCUUGGGAUUCCCCUAUUUGGAUUCUUAUUGGCUGGUGUCGGGGACCAGUUGGGGACCAUUUUUGGGAAGGGCAUCGCCAAAGUAGAGAAGAUGAUUGUGAAGUGGAAAGUCAGCCAGACGAAGAUCCGCGUUAUCUCCACUCUGAUCUUCAUCCUGUUCGGGUGCCUCAUCUUCGUGGCUCUGCCAGUUGUCAUCUUCAAGCACAUUGAGGGCUGGAGCACACUGGAGUCCAUCUAUUUUGUUGUCAUCACCCUCACCACCAUCGGCUUUGGAGACUUUGUCGCUGGAGAAAAAGACAUAUCUUGUCAUGAGGAAUCUUCAGGUGGGUCAGAUAAUCCAGAGUUUCUGAACUACUACAAGCCUGUGGUGUGGUUCUGGAUCCUGGUGGGCCUGGCGUACUUUGCUGCUGUGCUCAGUAUGAUCGGAGAUUGGUUCCGGGUCAUAUCCAAGAAAACUAAAGAGGAGGUUGGGGAGUUUCGGGCUCAUGCAGCCGAGUGGACAGCAAACGUUUCGGCAGAGUUUAAAGAGACCCGGAGACGACUCAGCGUCGACAUCUACGACAAGUUCCAACGUGCUGCCUCCAUCAAGCGCAAACUGUCCUCCGAGCUAGGUAUCAACCAGGAGAUGACCCCUGGCAAGAGGUCGUUGUCUACCACCCUGUGUGAGGACAGGGAGGCCUACCCCAACUUGACUCUCUCCCUCGGUCCCGUCACGGGGUCCCUGGCCAGGAAUGGUAGCCUCUACCUUAACGGCCUCAGCCCGGACUACGCUGACAGGCGGGAGAUGGCCAUCAUCGAAAGUUUCAAUUAAGGAGCGGCGUGAAUAUAAGAUUCAGGGACAGCGGACAGGAGUUACAAACACAAUCUUGUGCUUAUUGGAUGAGCAUCUGUGAUACGGUACCAGUGCACAUUCAUUGAUUGGUUCAUGCUCCAGUCACUGGUUGAAAACCUUGAAAGUGACUUCAACACAGAUUAAUCGUCCGGCUGCGCACUCUUAUGUGCGUGUUUGAAAAUGAACCUAAACCUCAUGAUGUGCCAGCUCACAGGAUCCAUUGUUUCAAAGCAGGAUGCCGACUUGCUUUCAUUGUGUCUGUGCCAACAUGAUCGACAGCUGUGCUAGCUAUGAGCCAAAUUAGAAGCGAGCUCCGAACUGGAACUAAUGAUUGUAUCAGCGGCUUGAGUUCACAAACUUAUCUCACGAGCAGAAAAGGAAAUGAAAGCCCAUAUUGAGGUAGCAACAUACUGGACAUCUUUUUCUCAUAUACCCAGAAACGGGCCUGUGAAAACACAGAAAUAAAUACAUCCAUCAAACUUAGAAAGCAAUAGAUGUAUCUGUGCUCGUCUCUUGUUAAAUGUCCUGAGGCCCUGAAAUCUGCAUCAGAUAAAGAGGAUCCUCACUGCUAAAAACACUCCAUCAUUAACAAUGAACUAUGUUCUUCACCAGGCAGCAGUCCUGUGCUAACACUAAGGAAUCUGGCUUUUUCUUUUCAGUUUACACUUCUUCCAGUAUGACUUUCUAUGCCUUGCAUCCAGUCAGUCUGUCCUCGCUUAAGAGACGAAUGUUGACAUUUUUGUCCCUCCAUUAUUGACAUUCAGCUUCUCACCCUAAAGAAUAAUCCACUUGUGCCUUGAGAAAAGCUGAACAUGUGAAGAUGAUGCAUGAAGGACUGAGCUACACUGGUUUGUCCACUCAUACUUCUUAUAUAUGAGCACAGCAGUGAAAACAUAGAUUCAGGCGGCUUUUUUGAAUAAAAAGAAACAACAUUUUCAUUUGGGAAUUUAAAGUAUGCAUGGCUACGGAGUAAAGGAACUGUUUCUUAACAACUGGGAAUGCCAUUAGCCAUUUCACAGCAGCAUGUGUAAAAGGAGUUACAUUAACCACACAGUGCCAGGCUCACUGAUCAGAACACAUCUCCCUUAUACCAAAGUAAUGAUCCUUUUUCUCUGAAAGAGAAUCAGAGAUGCUGUGUUGAUCGGUAGUGCUUUCAGUUAUUUUUUGAAAUUGAAUACACCGUUAUGUUUUUUUUUCAUGAAACUGAUACAGAGAGCUUGGUGUGCCAUCACCGUCUGUUUUUCCCCCAGUAAGAAAUAAAUCCUAGCAUGCAUGUAAUUGUUGCAAUGAAAUAUUUGACUGCUUUUCAUGUUGCUGCUUUUAUCGCGCUCUUCACAUAUUUCUUAUGUCUUGCCAAAACUGAAUGUACAUCAUCAGUGAGCUGUUUGCUGUAUCACCAUGGUGACUAAAUAUCCAGGCUUUAGGUCUAUGAGUUGCAUCACAUAUAAUUAGAAGCAUUGAUUUAAAUAAACGCCUCUCUGCGGCUGAUUUGAAUUUGAGCUAAUAUAAAUGACUUUUGGUUUCCCAACACACCACUGUUCGUAUUCCCAAAGCUUAUUUAAAUAUUGAAAAUUAAUUAGAAUGAAUAAAACACAUUUAAAUUUACAACGUAAUUCAAGGUGAAGUUGUUGGAACUCAUCUUAUUUAGAUAUUUAAAACUGAAAAUCAGUUUAAUAUUUUAUACAGGCUUUUUUUUUCAAUUACGAUGGGAAUUAACUGCUUUUGAUUACAUUAAGGAAGGACAUUUAAGGCUCUGGUGUCUCAAAGUUGAAGGGUUUGAAUUCUGUUUGGGUCUUAUGGUGUUUUUAAGUAGUUUUUUAAUCCAGUAUGAUAUGCUGUCAUAUUCUCAAUAUAUUUGCUUAUGCUGUAUACAUUUUGUAGCAUCACAGUAAACAGGAUAUAAACUAUAAGACAGUAUGCUGUUUGUGUCAAACUAAGCCUAUACCAAAUGUCUAUAAUGUAUGGGUUAUCAGGUGAAAAAGAGAGUAUGUUUUACGUAAAAGGUGUGGCAGGAGGACCAGUUGCACCAGCUCUUCAAAAGUUACAUGGAGAUUCAUUUUUACUACAUAUUUAUACCUACAUGUAAAUACAACAGUGAAGUGGACCAAAUUUAUAUCAGCUUGCUAAUAUAUUACACAUUUAAAGUGAAGUCUAACAUUGGUUAAGUCAUAUGGUCAAAUCUAUCUGUCUCUUGAUGCCGACUGAAAAUGUUUCAGCUGCGAUCUACAAAAAAUACAAAACAAAAUGCACGUGUGCCAUCGCAGAUCAAAUAGUCAAACGACGCUAGUUAAGUUCGCCAACUAUGAUAUGUUCCUUCCCUUUCUUAUCUGCAUAAACAUACGGAAACACAUUUCCCCAUGUAAUUAAAACACAGUAAUUACAUUGGUGAAGUUCCCUUUGUUUCCCUACAAAGCAGUUUACACAAUUAAUAUUCUUUACUCGCUAAAUUCAUAAAGAUUUAAUAGUCGAUCAGUUUACUAAAAAAUCAGGAAGAACGUAGCAAUGGAUUUAAGAAUGGCUGGUGCAACUCAGUCAGGGACAGUAUUAGUAGGUCACAAGUUUGCUCUCUUUCUCAGUUACAAAUGUCCUGGUUUUCUUGAAAAGGUUGUCCUAAGGGUGAGUACUGGCUGCAGGGUCAUCAGCUGUCAUGUGUAAUCAAGUCAAAGAGGGUUCACAAAGAGAUUUUGAACAGAAUAAGGAAGAGAGACUCUUUCAAACAUGGUUGGCUUUCUAAAAAUACCAUUAUGUUAUCUCCUUGUGUUUCUCAGAAGCAAAUCAAUAGCAUCAAAACACACACUGUAUGUCACAUUGGGUUGCAACAGGCUACUAGUACAUUAUGCCUGGGGGAAAGCACUCCCAGCCUUAGUGCAGCUUCAAAGCAUAGCGCUCAGAAGUCGCCCCAUUGCUUUCUCUCAGCCAGCCAUGUGAUUGACAGUAACUAAAAGGCGAGUUGUCAGUGCUGUAGAAAGUCAAGAACUGCUGUCGAUGGAGCGUUAUUUAAUAUGUCAGGCCAUUGUAGGCCAUAUGUAAGGAUACCCAUGCAUGAUAGGGUUUAUAGUAGAGUGUGUGUGCAAAAAUGAAUGUGUGAAUGCGCAAGCCCAGGGGUUUAUCAAAACUCAUUCAAUUUCCCACAAUAUUUUCACCGGCAUCAUCUCCUUCUCCCAGGGUGACAGUUUUUAAUUAACUCUGUGGCUGCAUCAACAUCCCAGUUCAAGCAUGCUGAAUGUACCUAUCCAUUGAUGACGGCACAAAUGAGCUUUAUUAUUAAUGUAAACACACUCAUGAUUUAACGCUGUGAUUUAUGCUUUUAAAGCCACUGCCCUCAUUUUAAUAAAAAAAACAGGAGGCCAUAAAAAUCAUAAUAACAGUGUUAUCCUGUUUCAGACAGUUGUAAUUAAAAUGUGCAUCAGUGAGAACCAUUCAAUCUUUGGUUUGAAUUUGGUUAACUUUGGUAAAUAUUUUUUCCAAUGUGACACAUUAUGUCAAGGUAAACAAAAUAAACAGUUUACUCCAAAUGUUUUAAUUGCCAAUAACCCAUUUGAAGAAAUACAAAAAUAAACGUGUGUUAUGGGUUAUUAACACACAUGCACAUUUUAUAAAUCAACAUGAUUUCAGUGUUGCAUGCCACUCUAAAUGUUAGUUUCAGUGUUAUAGCUCAGGUGCGUCAAUAAUUGCUGGCUUUGCUUUUG
This is a messenger RNA of Eleginops maclovinus (Patagonian blennie), 5254 nucleotides long. Its product is annotated as potassium channel subfamily K member 2-like. Bases 240 to 1544 code for a protein of 434 amino acids. Gene Ontology annotation, biological process: potassium ion transmembrane transport; stabilization of membrane potential. NCBI's taxonomy places the organism in Eukaryota, Metazoa, Chordata, Actinopteri, Perciformes, Eleginopidae. The record is from RefSeq and is a predicted model, not a curated record. Gene Ontology annotation, cellular component: plasma membrane. The transcript is spliced from 9 exons. Gene Ontology annotation, molecular function: potassium ion leak channel activity; outward rectifier potassium channel activity.